Vespa crabro (European hornet) is the source of this 2506-nucleotide messenger RNA. RefSeq names its product nucleolar complex protein 2 homolog (gene Noc2). The transcript is spliced from 12 exons. Gene Ontology annotation, biological process: negative regulation of transcription by RNA polymerase II; ribosomal large subunit biogenesis. NCBI's taxonomy places the organism in Eukaryota, Metazoa, Arthropoda, Insecta, Hymenoptera, Vespidae. Bases 131 to 2320 code for a protein of 729 amino acids. Gene Ontology annotation, cellular component: nucleolus; Noc2p-Noc3p complex; Noc1p-Noc2p complex. The record is from RefSeq and is a predicted model, not a curated record. Gene Ontology annotation, molecular function: transcription corepressor activity; histone binding.
UGUUGAUGGAUUAACCACGAGGGAUUGUGACUGUUAAAUACUAAUAAUUUAUAUUUGUAAAGUAAACAGUAUAAUUUAAAGAAAAUUGUAAAUAUAUAUUAUAUAUAUUAUUUAGUUAUAAUUAUACAAAAUGAAAGUAAAGACAAAGAAAGGAAUAAAACAUUCAAAUAUAUCUGUUAAAAAAAGGAAAAAAUCUGAGAGUAAAGUUUCUAAGGACAAAUAUUUUAAACAAGAUUUUGAAGACGAUGAUAGUAAGGAGGAUAAACAUUGGCAGAAUGAAAAAACAGGCAAUAAAAAGAUACAAAAAAUCGAUGAUAUUGAAAGCAGCGAUAGCGAUAUGGAUCCAGAAGAACACAAGAAAUCAUUAAUGAAAUUAAAGGAAACGGAUUUAGAAUUUUAUUCUUAUUUAAAAGAAAAUGAUAAAAAUCUAUUAGAUUUCAAUUUAUCCGAUACAGAUUACGAUAGUUAUAAUGAAUUUGAUGCCGAUGAAUCUGAAUUAUAUCAUAAACCUAAUGAUAAAUUAGAGGUUGCUAGCGAUGAAAGUGAUUUUGAACCUGAAGAUAUUAAUGAUAUAUCAUCUGGUGGCCAAAUAAAAGUUACCCUACAAUUAUUAAAAGUUUGGCAGAAUGAUAUUCAAAAUGACAAAACAUCCAAAUCUAUUAAAAUUGCGGUCGAAGCUUUCCAUGCUGCGUUGGAAACCAUAUCAGAAACACAAGAAGAAAAUUUUAUAAAAUUUAAAGUAGAAGGAAGCGCAAUAUUUAAUGGAGUCAUUCAAUUAUGUAUAUUGCAUUUACCUAAUGCAUUCAGAAAUUUUUUAAAAUUGGAUACUAAUACACAUUUUGCAGCACAUAAAUGCAAAAGAUUUAUCAAAGUUAAAAAUUCAUUAAAAUUAUAUUUAACUGAUUUACUUACGAUUUUACGUAAUGUUUCAUCAGCUAACAUUCAAACAAUACUUUUAAAACAUUUACAUGAAAUGUUACCAUAUACUCAAUCAUUUUCCUCAUUAAAGAAACCAUUAUUAAAAGUCUUAUUAAAAUUUUGGUCAACUGGUGAAGAAACUGUCAGAGUUGUUGCAUUUUUAUGUAUAUUACGUAUUGCAACUAGUCAUAAAGAAUCUUUACUUGAUACAUUAUUAAAGUCAAUGUACGUCAAGUAUGUAGAAAAUUCCAAAUUCGUAUCGCCGAAUACUUUGCCAGGAAUAAAUUUUAUGAGGCAUUCUUUAACAGAGAUUUAUCUACUAGAUUCUGAUGUUUCUUACAAUCAUGCCUUUUUAUAUAUCAGACAGCUUGCUAUUCAUUUAAGGAAUGCAGUAACUUUGAAGAAAAAAGAAAAUUUUCAAGCAGUAUAUAAUUGGCAAUAUAUAAAUUCAUUAUUCUUCUGGUCUAAGUUAAUAACAUUAUCAAAAAAAGAAUCAAUAUUGCACUCUUUAUUGUAUCCUUUAGUACAGAUUAUUAUUGGAACAAUUAAAGUAAUACCGACUCGGCAAUAUUACCCUUUACGUUUCCACUGUUUACAAAUGUUAACUAACAUUUCUAAGGAAACAAAAACUUUUAUACCUAUUUUACCAUUUCUAUUGGAGAUAUUAUCGUCUUAUGAUUUUAAUAAAAAGCAUAAAGCUGUAUCAAUGAAACCCAUAUCUUUAAUUUGCAUAUUAAGAAUGUCUAAAUCACAAUUACAAGAGAAUGGUUUUAAAGAUAGUGUAAUUGAUACUAUCUACCGUUUAAUAUUAGAAAAUGCAGCAAACGAUAGCCACUUAGUAUGUUUUCCCGAUUUAUAUUUUCCUUGUAUAAUACAAUUGAAAGUAUUUUUGAAAAAUUGUCAUGUCGCAAAUUAUUGUAAGAAAUUAAAGCAAUUGCUAGAGAAAAUAGAAGAAAAUUCAAAAUAUAUAGGAAAUGAAAGAGCCAAGGAAAUAUUCAAUUUGAAAAAUAUGACAGAAAUUGAAAAUUGGGAAAAUAGAAUGAAAAUUCAGGGUACAGCUUUAGCGAAAUUUUAUAAUUCCUGGAUUAAGAUUCAUCAAGCUCAGAAACUAAAACAUUUAACGAAAAAUGAUGAAAUUAGUGAAUAUAAUUUACCAAGUUUAAGGAAAUCAAAAAGGAAAAAGUCAAAUGAAGAAGAUAUAGGUAGCGAAGAAGAAAGUGACUUUGAGUUACAAAUAAAAGGAACAGAAGUAGAGAAAGCAGAGAAUACAUCUGCAAGGAGAUCUAAUAAAAAAUCAAAAAAGAAAAUAAAAACAACAAAUAAGAAAGUACCUGAAGAAGACGACAUACCUACAGAAAAUACAGAUAUUGUUACAGAUAUUAAUAGCGAUGACUGGGAAUAAGUGUAUUAUUUAGAUAAUAAUUUCAAUAACUUUGUCACCUUUAGGAAAAACAAAAAUCUAAAACUAGAAAUACAUUCGAUAUAAGUAUCAGAUAUUAUUUUUUGUAUAUAAAUCAUUUGUAAAUGUUAUCAUUGAUAUUUCAAACUAUGUCGAAUGUAUUUACAGAAUAUAGAUACACAACACGUA